Messenger RNA from Dendroctonus ponderosae (mountain pine beetle), 3141 nucleotides. RefSeq names its product neprilysin-1. Gene Ontology annotation, cellular component: plasma membrane. The coding region runs from base 120 to 2342 and encodes 740 amino acids. NCBI's taxonomy places the organism in Eukaryota, Metazoa, Arthropoda, Insecta, Coleoptera, Curculionidae. Gene Ontology annotation, molecular function: metalloendopeptidase activity. Gene Ontology annotation, biological process: protein processing. The transcript is spliced from 11 exons. The record is from RefSeq and is a predicted model, not a curated record.
AUUAGAAAAAACCGACAGUUUAAAAUUUCGCAUUCUUUUCUAGAACUUGCUGCCAAUUUACCUCAGAUUUCAGUGCAAUACAAUUCCAUUCGCAAGAGACUUUGAUUAUUUGAAACAAAAUGGAGCAAAUGCAAAUUGAGGAACCGGGGCCAGAGGAGGCAACGGGUCAAGACGUGGCACUGCUAGCAAGAUACAAGAGGAUAUGCAGUAUUGGAUAUAAAUGGCAAAUGGUGAUUAUUAUCUCAUUUGUUGUUCUCCUUGCCGCUGGCAUGUAUAUGAUAGUCAAGAAGAGCAACACACGAAGCACACAAAGCCGAAAUUUAUUUUGCAACACGACUGAAUGUUCUCAAACCGCUGCUCAUAUUCGAAGUUCUGUGAGUUCAUCUGCAAAUCCUUGUGAUAAUUUUUACAAAUUUGCCUGCGGCAAUUUUGAUAAGCAAUACAAUGCGAACAAUGUCACCAUAGUUUCUAUGUAUCGAAAGGAUUGGGAAAGUUCGUUAUUGUCUUUGGUAGUGGACGAACCGAUAAACGAAACUAAAUGGAAAGUGACAAAACAUUUAAAGUUGGCACGAAAGUUUUACAAAGCAUGCAUGAAUGUCAUAGCCCCACACAACAAGCCAGAUAUGGCGUUCCUGGAAGCUCUUGAUUACAUUACAGGAGGAUGGCCGAAAAAACACACAAAUAUGAAAUCCGUAACUUGGUGGGACGUCAUGUUAAAAUCGAGGCAAAUUGGAAUGAAUUUUGACUUCUUUUUGAAUGUGAAUAUUACGGAGUUUCCAAAUCCUCACUUCCAGAUUAGCCCACCCGAUGUUGAUCUGAUGAUACUGUUCCAUAAGCUAUGGAUGCCCAGACAUAAAGGAUAUAUUCGGAAAAUUGUUGAAUAUUGGGGAUAUACCGACGCGAGCUUGUUCUGGGAAUUUGAGGAAACCAGGAAAUUUGCAAAUACACUUAUGGAGGCGGUUCUGGGCAGCUAUUUGGAUGUGCAUGAGAUAGACGUGAAUAGUAUACGUCUACCAAAAAUAUCGGAUUUGGUCAAAACUAGAGAUUCCGACCCAGACUGGUUGCCUUUUCUUCAAAAUAUAACAGGUGUUGCAGAUUUAAAGGAAACUGAAUUAGUUUCCUUUAAAAUAAGAUCCGACUCUCACGAAAACUACUUAUCUAGAUUGGCCACAUUAAUCGAAACUACUCCUACCAGACUUUGGAUGAAUUAUGUUAUUGCAUACCAUAUCGUCCGAGAAUAUAAAUAUUUAUCUCGAACUGUUCAAAUUGUGAUUAAUAAGAUAAUGGACGUGGAGGAAGAUUCGAGCAGACAUGACUUUUGCAUCUUUGAAACUGGAAAAUACUUUCAUGCGGAUAUCGAAAAAGUGCUUGUUAAUCAAAUCGUAACGCCUGACAAAAUUAAGAACAUCCGAAACAUGUACAACUACAUAACAAAAGCUCUCGAAGGACAUUUGAAGCAAGCAUAUGCUUCCAAUGAUAUUGUUCGAGAAGGAUCAAUUCGUCAAUUGAAAAAUAUGUCAUUACAUGUCGGAGGGAACGAUUAUUUCUUCAACGACAAGCUGUUCGAUGAAACAUUUGGGAUUAAGCCGGACGACCUUAGUGAUAAUGCAAUAGACUCACUUCAUGUUCUCGAGAAAUUCAGAGUCGAUGACAUACUUAGUUUAAUACGAAGACCGAGUGCAUUUUAUAACAGAUCCUUAGAUAUCGAAGAUAUCGCUUUGACGUACACACGGGAUAACUCUCUAUAUUUGCUUGCCCCAGUUUUGAGAGACCCCACAUACAGCCUUAACCGCCCAGAAUAUAUCAACUAUGGAUCUUUGGGAACAAUGAUCGCACACGAACUAAUGCGUAUGUAUGAUGAUAGAAUUUUCGAUCGAAUCAGCUCCGAUACAUUACCAGUCUGGCAGGCUGAAAUGAAGAAAGACAUGGAAAAUAGCUUAGUUUGUGUAAACCAGUCCUACAUCGAUUACUAUCAGAAACAAUUCAACACAUCCAAUAUACCAUCGGUUGAUUUGGAGGGGCCAAUAUUGGAUUAUGGUUCUGCAAAUAUUGCAUACCUGGCAUACUUGGAUUAUGUGAAUGCGAGUGGUACCGAACAUAAUAUCGUAGGAGUUCCGUAUGAUCCCUAUCAAGUCUUCUGGAUUAUGGCGAGUACUUUCUUCUGUAACAUUCAGAAACUGGAGGAAUCUGAAGAUGCAUGGAACGGAGACUUUCGAAUGUUCCAGCUUCCCAGUUAUCGUGUCAAUGGACCGAAAAUGAAUUCUAUAUAUUUUCCGCAACACUUUAAUUGUAGUCUUGGAACAAACAUGAAUCCCAAGAAAAAGUGUAUUACUUUUCCUUAGUAGGUGAAGUUGGUUAAAUAAAAUAAAUUCACAUGCUAUAAGUGUAUUUAGAACAAAAAACCGAAAUAUUACAAUUUAAUUCAUUUGUACACUAAGACAAUAACAAAUGUAUCAAUUUUGUUUGAUCUAACUAUUUCGGAUUUUUUUGGUUUCACUAACUCGACAAACUAAGUUAAGAAAAUUAGAUUUUGCACGUUUUAGUAAUUUUUAUAUGUAUAUAUGUGUUGUACUUCUUUUAAGAGUUUAUCCUCUAAUUGAAUGAUUACAUCGUUCUAUAAUUGACACUUACCAGACGUCUGUUAAUUUGUGAAAUACUCGGUAAUUAAUUUUAAUUCAGACCCAAAUGUUUAUAUGUAACUUUUUAAACACGUAAAACUAUUUCGUAUUUUUAAAAUUACUUGGCAUAUGUAUUGUUGUUUCUUUCGUUAACGUUGAGUGGGGUUUAUUGAUAGGCUUUGAACACAAUGAUACCUCGGAUUGCUCGAAUCAGAAUAAAAUUUAGACAAUAAUCAAGCAGACAAUAAACGACUAAAAAGUCGCUACUGUCAAAGUUCCCAAUUUCCUCGCUACGGCCAGAGGGUAAAAUUGUAGAAUUUUAAAACUUGACUUUUUUGUUGUAAUUCCCUAAAAUAAACCCCACUUAAAAUAAUUAUUUGGCGGGACUUAAUAGUUUUCCUAAGUAAUAGUGUGCGUCUCUAAGUCAACCAAGUUCCUUAAAAUGUUCACUUUUGCAAAAUUUUAAAGACACUUAGUAAUAGUAAUUAAUUUUCGUAAAAUAUAUUUCAUAUUUCUGCAUGUU